AUGAAGCUGUUCAUUGCCAUCAUUUUUUGCUUCUUGGUCCUGGGAGUUGACAGCCAAAGAGUGUUCCAGUUCAUGAAAGAAGCUGGCCAAGGGACUAGAGACAUGUGGAGAGCUUACUCUGACAUGAAAGAGGCCAACUGGAAAAACUCAGAUAAAUAUUUCCAUGCCCGAGGAAACUAUGAUGCUGUCAAAAGGGGACCAGGAGGAGCCUGGGCUGCUAAAGUGAUCAGUGAUGCCAGAGAGGGUAUUCAGAGGUUCACAGGACAUGGAGCAGCGGACUCAAGAGCUGACCAGUUUGCCAACAAAUGGGGUCGGAGUGGUAAAGACCCCAACCACUUCAGACCUGCUGGCCUGCCUAGUAAAUACUGAGUUUUGUCUUCAUGUCGUUCCCAGCCAUGCAUCCCCCAAGGAAAGAGGCACUUAUUGAAUUGAGUUAGUUCCUAAACUCUGGAUGUCUAAG
Messenger RNA from Cricetulus griseus (Chinese hamster), 460 nucleotides. NCBI's taxonomy places the organism in Eukaryota, Metazoa, Chordata, Mammalia, Rodentia, Cricetidae. The record is from RefSeq and is a predicted model, not a curated record.